Molecule: messenger RNA, 10299 nt
Organism: Chironomus riparius
Lineage: Eukaryota; Metazoa; Arthropoda; Insecta; Diptera; Chironomidae
Source: the annotation of a GenBank genome assembly
AAAUAUUUUGUUGCUUAUAAUUUAUGAGUUUAGAAAAUCCAAAUAACAAUAAAUAAUAAAUCUUAAUAAUUUUUUUUUUUUUAUUCUAUGCUAAGUACCAAAAUAGCAUCAACAUUAUUUAUUUAUCUUAUAUUCUUCCUUAACGCAAUGAACUCAUCUCACCUUCUUUUUUGCUGCUCUUAGCUCCAUAUUUGAGUAAAAGAGCAUGAAGAGCAGACAUACUCACACAUACAAUCACAACAUUCCAGUUGGAAAUUUAUUGUUCGGAUUAGACGAAUAACUGGAAGUAAUUUUUAUUGUCUCAUACAUUUUCAUCAUCACAUAGCAGUAGUUUACGAGAAAUCGUUCGGCAUACAACACGCGUUGCAUGUAAAAGUAAAGUAAAUUUGUGUGAUGUUUACGGUCAUAUUUAUUUUUUUUCGACAAGCAAAAUAGCAACAAAAAAAAAAUAAAAAAUAUUUUUCUGUAGUCUAAUUUCCGCUUCCGGUUUAUGAAAAAAAAAAUAUAAAUAAACAAAAAAGGAUAUUCUGCUUGAUUAAUUUGUUCAACUGGAUUAAUGUGAAGUGUAUCAAAAAAAAUAUAUUUUUUUGUGUAGCGAGCGAGAAAGAGAAGCUCAAAGAAAGAGAGAAAGAAGCUGUUCUUAAAUGAAAUAUUUAAUAUGUGUGUUGAUUAUUAUGUAAAAAAAGCAGAGCAAAAAAAAAUAUAAAUUAUUAAAUUUGAUGUGAUUAAUUAAGGCGAAAAAGAAAGGCAGUGAGACAAAAGCAGACACGUCAUUUAAUAAGGUCAAUCAAUUGUCAUCCAAAAAUAAAUAUAAAUAGGAAUUAAAUGAUGAUAAAUGAACCGAUAAGAUUGUGAAUUGAAUUUUAUUAUAAUAUAAAGAAAAUCUGUGAUUGUGUGUAGUUAAAAAACUUUAAAAAUUUUAUGAAUUGUAGUGAAUAAUAAAAGAAAUUCGGCGACCAACAAAAAAUAAUAGAAUCAUAAAAAAAAACUUUAGAAAGAGUGUAAUAAACCGUGAGAUGAAUUCAUGAAUUUUUAGCAUUGCAAAAACAACAAAUUUAAAUUUCAUGAAAAAACAAGUCGAAACGCAACAGCGAAAAUAAAGAGGAUUACCAACAAAGUCGUAAAAACUUUUCUCUGUGCAGUUUUUUCAGCAGAAUUUUAAUUUUUUUUUUCUGUGUAUACAAGCAAGAAUAAGGAACAACAAGGAAAAAGCCGAAAAAAAGAGGUAUGUAGCUGAAGGCGCUUUUAUUUCAUCCAUCUAUCCAUCCAUCAUACACUCGCACACAGUGUGGAGAACAGCAAAAAGAGGAGAAGAAAGAAGUCAUCGUCCUGUAUAUUCUAUGAAUCAUUAAAUAAUAAGAGUUAUAGAAUAGACAAGAACCAAACAACAAAGAUCAUUUGGAGAAGUCAAAGCUAUCUAACGCAUGUCCGACAUUUUGAUAAAUGCUUUCCGUCAUCUAAAGUAAUUUUCUUGUUACACUAAUUGUGCGCUGCUUAUAUCUACAUUCAUUGAGGGACAAAAAGAGCUGUCUAACAGACAACAACAACAAAAAAAAGUGUGUUAUGUCCUUUGAGGCAUACACAAGUUGAAGAAGAAACGCAAAAAAAAAGUGAAGAGUUAAUUACAAUUGCUAGUUCCAUUAUCUCCCCCCAUAAGCAAAUAUAUGUAAAGUAAUUUUAUUUUACAACACACAAAACGAGUCCAUGAGAACUGACAUUUUGUAUAUUGUAUACAUAGAGUCGAGAGAUAGAUAUCAAGUAAACAGCAAGUUACAUCACGCAAUAGAAGUGAGACUAUAAAUGAUAUGAUAAUUAUAGACAAUUACAUCGAAACGGCAUUAUGAAGAAAAGUAUAUUGGUAUUUCUUGCGCUACUACUUGGCGCCAUUACAGCCAACGAUUCCGCAAAUGAUUGGGAAUCAAAAUGUAAUAAAUGUCGAUGUCAUUGGAAGUCAUCGAAAAAAACGGCAGAUUGCCGUGAUACGGGACAAGUGAAUAUACCGAUUGACUUACACACAGACAUUCAGUCACUGGAUCUCUCAAAUAAUCGAAUUGCUGAAAUACGAAAGAAUGAAUUGUUGAAUAAUAAUUUAAAUAAUUUACAUAGAUUAAUAAUAGCAAAUGCAACAUUAGAAUUAGUCGAUGUUGAGGCAUUUGCUGAACUGUCGAUUCUCAUUGAAUUAGAUCUCUCGAAUAAUGACAUAAGAGUCAUUCAUGCUGGCACUUUUCAUCCAUUAAUUAAGAUAAGAAAAAUUUUAUUACAUGAUAAUCAAAUUACAUCCAUAGCUGAUCGUACAUUUGAAAAUUUAAUGCAUUUAAGUCAUGUGGAAUUAAAUAAUAAUAAAAUUCGUACGAUUGGCGAUCAAACAUUCAUAAAUGUGCCACUCAAAACAAUUAAAUUGGGUAACAAUCGUCUAGAGAAAUUAAAUGUCGCGACAUUCACACAUUUGCUGCAUUUAAGUGAAUUAACGCUCGAUGGAAACAUGUGGAAUUGUACAUGUCAGUUGAAAGAAUUUCGAAAUUUUGUCAUUGAUAAAAAAUUGACAAUGGAGACAAAGUGCCACUAUCCCGAUGGAUUAAGAGGUAAAUUAUGGACGGAUGUUGAUGAGGAAGAAUUUGCCUGUCGUCCACGUAUUGUGCCUCGUGGUCCAUCACAACUGCGAGCGAGUAAAGAGAAUGAAACCAUUAAGUGCCAUGUGAGCGGAUCGCCACGUCCAAAUAUUGAAUGGAUAUUCAAUCGUAGAGUAUUGAGAGAAAAUGAUCGACAUAAGAUUCAUACAUACGAGCCAAUAGGUUCACAACGUUCUGAUAUAUUACGUCUUGUAAAUUCUGAAUUAACAAUUGUUGGUCUACGAACUGGCGAUGCUGGCAAAUACACUUGUCGUGCUACAAAUCGUGGCGGUGAUGAUGAGUAUGAGUUCAUGCUGGAAAUACCAGCAGAUUAUACAAAAGGUGGUGCUUUUGUGCCCGCAUCAUCAAAUACAUUCUUUAUGAUUUUAUGCAUUAUUGUUGGUGUCCUAUUCAUCAUACUCUUUACAAUUGUCAUACUUUGCUGCUAUUGUCGCCGCACGACAAAGUAUCACCAAAAGAAUCCGUCAUCUGAUAAUACACUACUCAUGACACAAACGAAUGGUCCAACAACAAAACUUAAUGGUAAAACACAAAAUGAUUCGAUGCUUGAUGGUGGCUCAGUGAUAAUGGAAAUGCAAAAGAGCCUCCUGACUGAGGUGAAUCCGGUUGAAAAGCCACCUCGUAGGACUGAUGUUGACACUAUUGAAAAGGAUGCUGAUGAUAUCAGUGAGAUGAAACAGACCUUGCUGAAUGAAACUAUAUUCAGUCAAAUCGACGAUGAAACACGAUCCAUUCAACUGUCAGAUUCAACAGCGCCGCGUUCUCGACAAGCAUAUUUCGAUGAUGGAAUAACCGGUGGUGCAUUACCGCCAGAUUUAUUAGCCUUCCCGCGCUUCCCACAAUCACCAUCGUUACAGAGCUCAAUAUCAAAUAUCCAUGAUGUACGUAUCUAUGGUAGAUCGCCUUUAACGUCACCUGUUUAUGGUGAGACAACAAUGCCAUCGAGUGGCUUUAGAACGCUGCAACAUCCAAAGACUGGACGAACAAUGGCACUAGCAACAGCACGUUCAAAUUCACCAUUCAUACCAGCACCAAUAAUAUAUCCAGCAAUUUUAAAGCAAGGAUAUGUGACAAUUCCACGUAAGCCACGUACUGGUAGUUGGGCACCGGCUGUAGUUAGUGAAAUGUCAUCUCCAACAUCUCCAACAAACUCAAUUGAGAUUGUCGAGCCUGUUUAUGAUAACCUUGGUUUACGCACAACAGCCACUGGCAGCUCAUUAUUAAAUCUUAAUAAACUUUCAUCGAGUAAAACCUUAAGUCCUGGUGCUAAUCUUAAAUACACAAUGAAGGAUCGUCCAUUGCCAGCAACGCCAAACGGUGAGCAACUUAAUGGAUCAAUUCGUGAGCCUUUAUAUAGUAGUACACCAAGUGAACGUAAAGUACCGCCACGUCCACCUCCGAAACCGAAAAAAAGUUUUGUAGAAACUGUAGCGACAACAAAUCCGCAACGAAUCACCACAAACGGUCACUUUGAGGACGAAUGUGAAGAUGGAACAGAAGUAUAGCCAAUGUGUAAAGUUGUGUUUGUAUAGCAUGCAAGGCAUCAUCAUCAUCAUCAUCAUCACAAUGACCACAAUGCAAUCACAACUAAAAUAAUCAUUACAAUUGAGGUAAGGAGAAAAUUAGCUAAUGGAAUUCAAUUUCAUUAUGAUGGAUUAAGCUACGGACACAACUGUUACAUUAUUUAAAUUAGACGAUUUAAUUAAAAUUGAGGGAAAUUAUUUUAUUUUUCUUCGGAUGGAUGAAAAAGUUUUUUAAUUUGAUGAAGAAUUUUUUUUGAUAAUUUGAAGUUCAGAUGGAUUCGACUCAAUUGAGAGACAUGCUAGAAAAGUUGGGUAUGGGGCACAAAAAUUUAUCAUAAAUUUAAAAAAAGUUUUUCAUUCAUUUUGAGAAUAAAUUUAAAGUAGGGACACUCUUUAUUAUAAUCUCUGACUGAAUUCCUGAGAUGAAUGUCUUUUUUUAAAUAUUGAGGGGGUCGUUCAAAAAUGACGGUAAUUGAUAAAUUUAAUUUUGAGACUAAACCUAUUAACUUUGAAAAUUAGGGGACGACAUCUACUCGGGUUAGUUUUUUGGAUUUGUGCCAGGUUUUUGCAAAUAUGAAAUUACACCCCUAAACCUAUACCAACCCUUAACCUAUACCUACCCUAAACUUUUACUUCCCCUGAACCUUUACCUAUCCUAAACAUAAAUCUACCCUAGACUUCAACCUACCCUAAACCUAUACCUAAUCAAGACCUAAACCAAUCCUAAACCUGUAUCUACCCUAAACCUGUUCCUACCCUAAACUUAUACCAACCCUAAAGCUAUACCAACUCUAAACUUAUACCAACCCUAAAGCUAUACCAACCCUAAACUUAUACCAACCCUAAACCCAUACCUACCUUAAACCUUAAACUUGUACAUACCAUAAACCUAAAACUACCCUAAACCUAUACCAACCCUAAACUUGUACCUACCCUAAACCUAUUUCUAUCCUUAGAGUAUAUUACUAGGAAUUAGGUGUAUUUAUCAAGCGUUAUUUAUUUAUUACCAAUUGACGUCAUUUUUGAACAACCCCCAAAAACAAGAGUGUUCCGGCUUUUGUUAAUAAAAUUCUAAUUUUCUUAUAUUUGCCUUAAUCUCCUUUGAUGGACAAAUUUGUUUCUUUUUAUUUGUAUGUUAAGUGGAAGUGAGUGUGAACUAGCAUUUUAAUUCAUUCAUUCAAUUUCAUUCAUACACGCUCACAAAAAAGUAGAUAGAUGAACAAAAAAAAAUAUAGUUUUUUAAAAUGAAAAGAAUCUUCUACUGUGUAGUUUUUUAAUUCAGUUUCAUGAGUGAUGAGAAUGAUAAGAGUGAAUGAAUAGGAGAAUAUAAUUAUGAUGAUGAUGAUGAUGAUGAUGAUAAAAAUUUCUGUGCCAAUAGACUGAAAUGGAAAUAAAAUUAAAAGAAAAAAAGGAAUGAAAAAAUAAUGAGAUGGAUGUGUGUGAUUUGCAGGAAAUAGAAGAAAUGAAUGUGAUGCUCCAAAUUAUAUCAAGGAAGGCAAAAUCUGCUGAAUUCGGGUCUUGAAGGAUUUAUGUCAAAGUGCUCUUUUGUGUCCUUUGGAUACGACUUGAAAAUCUGAAUUGAUUGCUAGAAUCUUACUUUAACUUGGAACUUGGAAGUUAGAGUUUGGCUGUUCCAAGUGGUUGGUUAAUAUCUUUUUCUGACUUAAGAACCAAAAGCGUAGCCAAAAAAUGUUUAGGUCGAGGUAAGGAGUCAAAAACCUCAACUUUAUGGAAGACUUUAUAUAUUUGCUUCUAAACCUUCCCUAACUUGUUCUGUCGAUACAAAAAAUUACAAAUUCUCUUGGUCCUUUUCUAGUGUGGACCUAAAGAGCAACAUCUGAGAUAUUAUUCGUACCCUUGCAUCCCUUCUAAUUGUGCUUUAGUUGAUAAAAGCAUCUAAUAGUAUUGAAUACCAAGACUAAGUCUCCAUACAAACUGCUCAAGCUUGCUUUAUCCGAUUAUCUUCAAAAACAUUGCUCUCAGAAAGAAAAACGGAAAGAAUUCCCGACAAUUGAAGUGAAAAGAGGCACAUACACAAAAAAAAACUUCAACAUUUUAAUUAAAUUUCAAAUUCAAUGCCGCUUUUCUAAAUGACUUUCACAUUCUGUGCAUGUAUAUGUUUGUAAAAGAAAUUUAAAAAUUUUUAUUCUAUUUGGAUAUUCUCAUUUUCUAAUUUAAGUAUGCAAACAAUUUUUUUUUUCGUCGUAUAUAUUUUCAUAAUGGCUUAAAGGAUUUGAGCAGACAUUUUAUUUCAUAUGCUGAGUAAUAAAAUACAACUUUUUAUAUGUUUUUUGUUCGUUCAAAGAAUGAAUUCACGCAAUGUUCUCAUAAAUUUGUUUGUUUAAGGGUUUGUUCAAGGCAAGGAGGUCAAUCAACUAAGACAACCACUCCUCACUACAUCCCUGGAUAUUACACAAAAGCUUUAUUCGUUUACAUUCAUUUAAAAAUAUUUAUUUUUAUUAUUUUCUGUGAAAGUAAUGAAAAAAUAAAAAUAAAUUUUAAAACAAAAUUUUUCAUUCAUGUAAAUUGAAUUUUUGAAGCUCAAUGUGACUUGUUUUCCUUUUUGUUUACAUUUCAAUGGGUGAAAAAAAUACCUUUUAUGAUUUAUUUGAUUUGAGUAUUUUCGACUAUGUGACGAAAUUUGAUGAAUUAAAAACUCGUGGAUAAUAAAAGCUUGAUUGGUCAGAAAAUAUGCUUUUGGAAAAUUUCAUGUGAAAUAUUGGGAUCAUUCACUUAUGACGUCCGAAAAUAACGGUCAUUUUUCAAAAGAGAACAAUGGAUUUCCAGGAAUUUCUAUUGUUCUUUUCUUGUUGACCCCCCCCCCCCUUGAUGUCAUAAGUGAACGGCCCCAUUUGAAAAAUCAACAUUUUUGAAUGUUGAACAAAAAUUCAUCAAGCUGCAUAGUUCUUUUGAAUUUUCACUCAUUUCAAUCAAUUCUUCAAGUUUUAAACACAAAUUUGUGCAAACGAAUGAAAAGUGUUUUUAAUAAAGCUUUACAAUUCUCAGAGCAUCCGAUAAUUUUUGUUUUCAUAAAGCUUUUGAUUCCGAUAUUAUUGAUUUAAACAAAAAUAAAAUUAUAAUUAAAUUUGUCUUUGUGGCGCUGUAGACUAGCACUUCAGUACUUGAAUAUUGCAAUAUUUGACCCAGCAAUCCUAGGUUCAAAUCUCAAGGCUGAGCCUUUCAAGCAUUAUAAUAUAUAAAGUGCCCUUGAGCUUUGCUUAUCUACAAGCCAGUUAUCAAACAUUCAAAAUAAUCAACAAUGUAAAUUCAUUUCCUUCAAAAACUUAUUGUAACUCAGUAAUAAAAUACAACAAGGAUCUCCUUAAAAGUUAACAGAACAAGCUACAUUAACGCUUCAAAACAUUUCAAAACAAUUUUAGCAAAUCAAAUUUUCUAAAACAAAACAAAAAAUUCCAGAGCAAUCUCCAAAACCAGAACAAACUCAAUUUUGGUAUUCAUUUCUCUAAACGGACAAUAGAAAAAGUUUUACUACAUUUUCAUAGAGCAAGCUAGCUAAAUAUUCGACUAUGUGUACAUUAACACAUCACAGACAAUAAUAAAAGCUCAUAGGACAGAAAUGUCACUUGAUGAUGUGAGCUCAAAAGCAUUUUUAAAACUUUUAUGUGAUUUUAAUUAAAAUCUCUACAUUCAUAUCUUCUUUAUUCCUGCAUGUGUGCUAUUGUGUGAAAUGAAAAUGAGAUUCUCAUUUGAAUUCUUUAUAUUAUUUUUUUUAUACAUAUAAUAUUGUGUUUUGUCAUCAUUGUAAAUAUGUGAAAAGAUAUAAAAAAAAUAAAAAUAAAAAUAAAAUUAGUUAUACAUACGUGUAUAUGUACAUUUAGAAGAGGGAACUAAAUGAAAAAGUUUAAUAGGAGAAAAAAAAAUUGCUAAAUUUAAAUAAAUGAAAUGUUAUCCCUUUUCUGAUAAUAGAAAUUUAACUAUAAUAAUAAUAUACAUUCAUAAGAUGAUAAAAUAAAAAUAUAAAUUAAUUUAAAAAAAUGAAAAAACUUUUUUUUCCUUUUUUUAUGUUUGCCUCAAAUUCAUCACAGUGGAAAAUAUCAUUUUUUUCUGUUAAUUUAAUGCAAAAGUUUUGUUAAUUAUUAUUAUUAUUUUAUCAUACAUUUAUUAUCAUACAAAUUUGAUGAGAUAAAUUAAUUAAUGGAUUAAUGAUGUUGUAGCUUUAUGCUCUGCAGUAAAAAUUAGAGUUUGUUUGGGGAAAAUUCACAUAAAAAAACUUUCGUUCUCGUAAAAUCAUAACAACAUUUUUGGAAGUAAACUGCUGUAUGGAUUGGCGAUGAACUUUUGAAACUUAAUUAUGAUGAUUAGUAAAAGGUUUAUUGUGGGCUAAAGUGGCUUGGUGGUGGAAUGGAUUAGUGGUUUGGUGUUAAAAAUCGACAUAGCUAGCUAGCAUGGGUUCGAGACUUGCCAUGAGCAAUAUUUUAAACUGUCACUUUUUCAAAUGUUAUGUUUCAAACUAGCUUGAUGUGAAAUUUAAAAGCAGAAUUGACAUCAAAAAUUGAAAUAAAUUUUAUUUUAAUGCUUGUUUCAAAAGAGAAGUAAAAGAAGCUCAUAAAUUUUCAAUACACUGAUUUCUCGAACCAACCACUCCCCUCCUCAAUUAUGAGCUAUAAGUUUUAGUAAUGAUUAUUAAUUGAUGAUUGCAUUUAGAUGCAAUAUUUCCGCCCAACAUGAUUCAUAAUUAUUUAAAUAUCCUUCAACUUCAUAAAUAUCUUUCAACAAAGACAUUUACUUAUUGUUUCUCAAGAAAAAGUCGUCAUGCUAUAAGUAAAUGAUGAUAAAAGUCUACCCACAAUUAACAAGUAAAACAGCGUAUUGACGUCAAAACAGAAUUAUGUAAAUUACUCUAGAAUUUAUAAAAAAAAAAGCUUCGAAUCGACAUUGUUCAAGUCAAAAUCUAUUUGCCUCAAGUUUACAUCAAACUCUGGCUCUUAUAAUAUAAUAAUAAUGUGUGAAGGGCCCAGCCUUUCAGCUGGAGGCACUGCGACUCAAAUAACUCUGGCUCUUACUUUUACCAAAGGUUGAAGCGUUAGCAUUAGAGAAACAGCAACUUGUUGUAUAGAUAAAGAAUCUUGAAAGAAACUGGAUCUCCUGGUUCGCAAAGGGCUGUUUAAUUAUAAUGUAACGUUUUUAAGGAUCAGAGGGUUUUUAAGAUUUUGUGACAGUUUAAACAAAGGAAAUUUAAUUUCUAUAUAAAGUUUGAUGAAAGGUUGGAAGGAGGGGGGAGGGGCGAAGUGGGUAGGGGUAAAGAGGGCGAAGGGGGGUAGGGAGAAGGAGGUAAGGGAGGUUUGAAAAUCCACGAGUUACGUCAAUGUUGUCUAAACUGUGUAACGUAGAAUUUUUUUGAAAAUACCUGGCUUAUCAUCAAGGUUUACCGUGGCUCAAAAUCGUAGUAAGAAGCUUUUCUUUGAGAGAAUAGCGGGGGUGGUUUUGACAUUGAUGAUCCUAAUAUUAUCAUAUCUAUACUAUGAUUUCCACAAAAAACCAGUUUCAGAAAAGUUACAACUUCCAGAUUAUUUAAGAUACAUAAAGCUACCCUAAACGAUCCUCAUUCAGCACUUCAUCAUUAGUCCAUUAAAUCUUACUUGUAGAAUUUCGUUCAGUAUAAACAAUAGCAUUACAUAAACUAUGUACAACAUACACACAAAACAUAAAUGUACAGAUUCUCAACAAAAAAAAAUGUACGAUCCAUAGUUUUAAGGAGCAUAAGAUCGAAAUAUUUAGUUUUGCUAACAUUUAACAUGGCAAUAAGGGAUAAAAAAAUCUCAAUUGUAGAUGAAAAAAAAUUUAAAUGGCCAAAAUAAUUUAAUUUUUUUAUUUUAAAUGAGUUUUUUUUUCAUAUGCAGCUAGCGACAUCAACAAAAUGAUGAUUUUUUUAUAUACGGAAUAAUGUAUCUCAUCUGCAAAAAUUUUCUGCAUACAUAAUUCUCUUAUUUUUUUUGUGCUCGUGACACAUUUAAUAACAUUCACAUACACAUUAAUUAUUUUAUUUUAUAAUUAUUUUUAAGUAAUACUUUUUAUACAAUACAAUAUUAUAUUAUACAGAGUACAGACAAGAAAUAUUUCAUUUCUGUUUCAUGCUAAAAAGUUUAUAUUUAAAAAAACCCUUUUGUGUAUUUUAAGAGCCUUAA